Molecule: messenger RNA, 1127 nt
Organism: Amphimedon queenslandica
Lineage: Eukaryota; Metazoa; Porifera; Demospongiae; Haplosclerida; Niphatidae
Exons: 7
Coding region: 679-1044 (121 amino acids)
Source: RefSeq, a predicted model, not a curated record
CUAAGGCAUGUGAUACGUGUAGUUGUCAUAAUGCCGUUAGAUGCAAUGAUGAAAGCUCUUAGUCAGUUAUUAAAUGUCUUAAGGAAAGGAUGUGCAAGUAUCAUGAGCAAGAUGGAGGCUGGAUUCAAGAAUGAGGUGAUAAUUGGAGAGACUGUGAGUGGAGUCUUCUGCCUGGAAGUGGCUGUUUAACUAAAGCAGAUUCAUUCAUGGUUUGGUACCAACUUAUAUUCAAUCUUUUUUUGGUAUAAUGUACUUUACAAAUUUACAACAAAUAAUAAAAUUCAUUUAAUUCUGUGUCUAAAUUUGUGCAAGAGGGUAGCUGUUUUCUGAAUUUCAAAACAGGGCAAAACAGCCCGACUAUUAAUAACAGUAUAGUUAGUGUAUAGUAAGUUCUCAAGGUGGAGCUCAUUUGAUAAUGAUUAUUAGUAUACAAAGUGUGAUAUUAUUAAUGUAGCUUUAAAAUAGAAUGAGCAGAGUAAUCUACAUUCUACCAAAUAAUUUAGCCUAAUAUAAUGAUAUUAUAAGGACAUUUGUAUAAUAUUUCAUGACUCCUCCACGUUGCAUAAGUGACGUAGUAAUUAGAAUAGCACGUGAUACUAAUUAGAAUAACACGUGAUACUACUAGGACAAAGAGAAAACACACGGCAGUGUCUUUUACACUUGAAAAGGCAUAAUCUGAUGGAUUUCAAAGAGUGUAGAGUAAGCCUACCAACAGACAGGUAUCUGAUGGAGCCUUUCAAAGAGUGUAUAGAGUAUAUUGAAGAGCGUUUCAAAGACUGUACAGAGCAUGUCAAAGAGUUUGUCAACAAGUGUACAGAGUGUAUUCGCAAUUAUCUAGGGCUAGCAGCCAAUCAAGGCUGUCAAGAUGCCAAAGAUGCGUCAUUGAGUGAUAUACGUAUUGAUUAUCCACAAACUCCAGGUAAAAAUAAAGCCAAUCAAAGUUGUCAAGAUGCCAGAGACGAGGAAUUUCGUGGAGUAACCAUUGAUGAAAUUGAUCCAGAUGCUUUCGUCAUUCCAGAAAAAAAGAAAGCCAAAAACAAUUAGCUCUAAACAAUCUGCUAUGUGAAACCCCCCAAUUUUGCUGGUAUUGUAUAAUAACUUUAAUUUGAUGGAAUUUUGUUUUGGCA